Asterias rubens (European starfish) is the source of this 3206-nucleotide messenger RNA. RefSeq lists its product as uncharacterized. Gene Ontology annotation, molecular function: serine-type endopeptidase activity; protein binding. Bases 165 to 2009 code for a protein of 614 amino acids. The record is from RefSeq and is a predicted model, not a curated record. Gene Ontology annotation, biological process: proteolysis. The transcript has 13 exons. Lineage: Eukaryota; Metazoa; Echinodermata; Asteroidea; Forcipulatida; Asteriidae.
AUCCAUAGCAUGUGACAAUCGGACGUAGAUUUCAAGCGGCAAAAUUCAUCAUCUGAAGUUUGGAUUAUAAGUGUUUGGUGAACAAUCUUCACUUCGAUUGCAGGCUACGGGCUCAAGAACGAACUGCAUCAAGGAUUAUUAUUUGGGAGAGCAGUCUUGGGAGGAUGCCGCAGACGGAGCUGUACAAUAACUACCUCGUACCCGUCCCUCCCCCUAAACCCAGCAUCGAUGGGGAGGAGGUGAUUUACGCACAGCAGAGCCCGUUAGCUAAUGGGUCGCCCUGGCUGCCAGGGGGACAUAAGACCCUCGUGGUAUCCUUACGGAAUCACAGUAACACCAAACCCGUGGUAUUAUGUGCUGGAUUCCUGGUUGUCCUAGCUGUGGUCGCGUUGGUUUUGAUGUUCAACGUCCUAUUUUGGCACCAGAACAGAAGCCAGAACACAGAUGGACAGUUCCAGGAUCAACGAACCCCACUCACCUUUGAGAAUGGUCCUCUUCUUGCAACGUGCGGCACUAGACCGGUAUUCCCAACGCGGAGACGGCGGAUAGUCAACGGGAAGGUCUCCACGGAUGGGCAGUGGCCGUGGCAAGUCGCUAUUGAGUUCAAGGGUCACUACAUUUGCGGAGGAUUGGUGGUGGAUUCAGAGUGGGUCAUGACGGCUGCACAUUGUAUGUACAGCAGGCAACUGCAAUGGAAAAGGCGCAACAUCAGCCAUUACACAAUCCGGGCAGGGAGCACCGAUAGAAACCACACCACAGCGGACAACAGCAACGUACAGCUCAUACAAGUCGAGACAUCCUACGUCCACCCAAAAUACCUGUCCGAGAGACGGAUCUACAACUUUGACAUUGCUCUGUUGAGAUUGUCCCAGCCGUUGGAGUGGAAUGGGUUUGUCAUGCCGGCUUGUCUGCCAGAAGAAGGAAUGGUGUUUGGACCGGGAGAUAAUUGCUUCUUGGCGAGCUGGGGAAGCGUCAAACCAAGAUUUUCCCUCCAGAAAGAGCAGAUGUACAUCGCCAUGCCUCUACUCUCCCAAGACACUUGUUAUGAGUUUGCUUCUACUAUUUCCCCAAGACACAUCCUACAGGUCAAUGAGCAGAAGUUCUGCGCUGGUAUAGUGCCUACAGUCAGCGGACGCCGGGAAGGAGCGUGUACAGGUGACAGUGGAAGUGGACUAGUUUGCCAGAGCAAUGAUGCUACCGGUGGCACCCAGGGGAGAUGGUUUGCUGUAGGGUUGGUCAGCGGAGGCAAGAACUGCGGAGAAGUAAACUACUACACCAAUGUGACCACCAUGAUGAAGUUUAUCACACCACUACUCAAGGGUCAGCUACCACCACAACAUUUUGACUGCGAUGGUGGGAUGACAACAAUUUGGUCCAACCAGGUUUGUGACGGACUGUUUGACUGUUUUGAUCUCAGCGAUGAACACAAUUGUGAAUGUUCCGAGAGGCAGUUUCGAUGUGACAAUGGACUUUGUAAGAUGGACUUUUACUAUCGAUGUGAUGGCAAUGAUGAUUGUGGGGACGGGAGCGAUGAAAGAAACUGCAGUUAUUUUGAUUGCGGUGAUGGCAACAAAAUCUCCCUUCAGAUGGUGUGUGACCGAGAGAUUGACUGUUUAGACAUGAGGGAUGAACUCGGAUGUGAUUGCAGCUCAACACAGUUCCAUUGUGCAAACUCUCUCUGUAUGCCGGGUUUCUGGAGAUGUAAUGGAAUAGACGAUUGCUUAGACGCUAGUGAUGAAAUCAACUGCACUCCGUGUACAACUGAUCAGAUCGAUUGUGGAAACUCACGCUGCGUUCCUAAAAAUCUCUUAUGUGAUACUAUGGAUGACUGUGGAAACUUCAAAGAUGAGGCAAACUGCACCUGUGUUCCAGAUCAUAUCCCAUGUGGAUCAUUGGGACUGUGUCUCCCCACCAGGAUGGCAGGAUUGUGUAGUGCAGAUUUUGGCUCAUUUGACGACGACGACACGAUUUCAUUGAAUUCGUCAACCUGGCUAUCCAAGACACCUUGAGCUCAACUUUCCAGUAGCAGACAAACAGAGAGAUAAGUUGUUGAUCUUAUCACUGCACUUUGAAAGCAUAAACAGAUUGUUGCUUGGUUUCGUGGGGAGGUCUGUUUUUGUUUGUUUGUUUUUUAAGUGCCCUUUUUGCAUAGGCAAUGUUUUGGUCCCAGAUGAACAGGGACCUCUAACCGUUGCUCCCCAACCCUACCCCCUCUUCUCUUCCCACCAAAUAAGAAUACAAAUACACAAAUAAGUGGCACAUUCUAUGUCCACUUUUUUUUUUUACUGAAUAUGUUUCCUGGGCUCUAGUGGGUCUCUAUCAAUCUGUGUAGACCAAUUUUUUUAUUUUGCUCGCCCAAAUUUAAACAUAUUUUGCACUUUAUUAAAUGUGCCACCAGAGAACAAUGAUGACAGUCCUGCUUGGCACCCCACCCACCCCCCAACCUAUGAAGAUUACAAGUUGCUCCGUACAGAAUAGUGUACUUUAUAACAACAAUGAAAUGGCCCAACAAACUGUAGCCAUGAAGAUGUUUUUCUCUGUGUGACUAACUUUAUAAACAAGGGUACAUUAAAGCAGGCACAAGGCUAAGUAUAUUGCACUAAUACUUGGAGACUAACUCAAAAUGUAUAUAAAUUGUUUUAUAACCGCACUUACAUAUCCUUGUCAUACUUUAUUUUAAAAUAACAAAUGACAAUAAGGACCUAUUUGUGAGGUAUAAAACAAAAUAAGUAUUAUAGGAUGCACUUCACUCAUACAUAAUAGCAGAAUAUAAUCACUCCUGGAAAUCUGGACUGUUCCCUUUCACAAGGCUUACGAUUAUAUCCUGCUAUACUCGUAAGCACUGUUGUAGCAGCACAGUGGGUGGGGCCAGGCGAGCCUGCCCAGAACUAACAAAAUCUCACCCAGCCCAGAACUAACAAAAUCUCACCCAGCACUCUGAGCAAAAUACACUGUGCUACCCAGCACAGAUUUCUCCCAGAUGGCACUUCAGCAAAGAUGGCCUCAUAUCUAAACACAGAUAAUUUUGUUGAACUGCUCCCCUUGGUGCACUGAGUUGGAUUAAGAGCCCACCACUAGAGUUGGUCUAGUUACAACACUGCUCGUAAGCAUCCAAUAUUGUACUUAUAUUGUAUGAUGGGUCGACCCCAGUCUGCCCCCGGUACGUUCUAAUAGAUUUGAUGCAUUACCCGGGUCAGCCCCAAGUG